This is a messenger RNA of Aphis gossypii (cotton aphid), 728 nucleotides long. RefSeq lists its product as uncharacterized. The coding region runs from base 18 to 728 and encodes 236 amino acids. The transcript has 3 exons. Lineage: Eukaryota; Metazoa; Arthropoda; Insecta; Hemiptera; Aphididae. The record is from RefSeq and is a predicted model, not a curated record.
GAUCGCCAUACGAAGCGAUGUUUGGUUGUACAGCGAGAACAGGGUUAGCUUCAGCUGGGAUACCUUACGAUGAAAUAGAAAAACUUAAGUCAGAAGAGGAUAUUGAAGAACUAUUUAAUAACAGAAACCAUUCAGAUCAUAUUAAUGAAGUAGAAGAUGAUUUAGUCAGUGUUGGAGAUCUUGACAAUGAAGUAAACUUAGAGACUGAAAAUGAAUUAAGAAAUACUAAAGACAUAGGUAAAAGAAUUGAAACAAUUAAAGACCAACGACAAAAAUCGGUUGUCUGUCUCGAAAAACAAGCGUCAAAAAUGUUGAGACUGACUAACGAAAAGUUUUCAAAGCUUGAUGUCGGUACAACUGUUCGUGUCCCAAUACCAGAUGUCGAUAGAGCACGAGGUUCUCCGCGUAAUUUACUUGCUGUUAUUAUUUCAUACGAAGAUGACAUGUAUAAAUUAUGUACAGAAUAUGGGGUGUUGAAACACAAAUAUACACGAGCACAAAUUUCUCCGUGUAAAGAAAAAUUUCUAGAACUAGAUGAAGCCAUGAAAAAAAAUAAAGACAGGGAAAUAACAUUAAGAGAAGCCGCAGGACAUGGAAUAGCUGGUCAUCAAGGAUUUAAUCGAUGCAACUGUAAAAUUGGUUGUGGAACUAAAAAAUGUGCUUGCAAUGCAGCAGAAAUGUUGUGCAGUUCAAAAUGUCAUGGUAACCAAAAUUGUAAAAAUAAAUAA